AUGCUGCGGUUUCUUCUAAAAGCAUCACUCGCCACUGGAACAGAGACCAAAGUUACUCUCAUAUUCGAAAGCUCACAUUUAGCCUCAACAUCAUCAGUCAUCUCUCAUCUCUCUCAGGCAUUUCGACAAACAGGUUCUGAGCUAAACCAUAUCUUACCACUCACAUCUGGUUCGUGCUUGUUAGAAGAAGAGCUUGAGGUGCUCAAGCGACAACAAGUUAAAGUCUUUGUAAUUCAUACGUCUCUGGAACUUAAGGUUCGCCUGUUUAAGGCAGCCAAGAAGAUGGAAACGACAGGAGACUGGUGUCUGUGGAUUUCAACGAAUGGAAUCACAGAUCCUUUUCAUUCCAUUAAUUCGACCAUGAUUUCUUCGCUGAAGGGUAUGGAUGGAAUUAAAACCUACUUAACGAAAAACACACCGAAUUUCCUCGAUUUCAAAAAAAGAUUCUGUCAAAAGUUACGUUCCAAUUACCCAGAAGAAGAGCAUGACGAACCUGGAAUUUUUCCCGUGCGAGGAUAUAAUAAUGUCAUGAAAUUGCUUGAAAAAAGGUCACCUGAAAACUUCGAUCUCAAAAUACCACUUCAGCAGAAUGAUCAAUGUUUUCAGAGACCGUUGAAUCUGGCAUAUGAUUAUUACGAUGAACUGUCCAGAAUACACGAGUACGUGGAUUUCACGCAACUGUACAUUGAAUCAGUUUUGGAGAUGAUUGUCCCCAAUACCAUUCAAUCCAAAUUAUCAAACCGACUAUGGCUGUUUAUAAAGCCUUUCAGUGCUAAAAUGUGGUUGUCAAUAGCAGCAGCCACCCUUUGGAAUGGCUUCACCAUUUGGUUGAUCGAGAGACCUGAUAAAAUGCGGUGGUUAGUAGCAGCAAUCACCAGCCUUUACAACGACCUCAUCAUCUGGUUGAUGAAACCCGAUUGUGACUAUCUUUAUAUUCAAGUGAUCCGACGCACCCUGAAACGACCAUCAAAACGAAAGAACGAGCGAUAUCGGGAGAAUUUUGGCCGCAAUGACAGAAGAAGAAAAUCUUGUAACAGUCAAAGGUUUCCACCGUAG
Lactuca saligna is the source of this 1056-nucleotide messenger RNA. The record is from the annotation of a GenBank genome assembly. NCBI's taxonomy places the organism in Eukaryota, Viridiplantae, Streptophyta, Magnoliopsida, Asterales, Asteraceae.